This is a messenger RNA of Prunus persica (peach), 1374 nucleotides long. Its product is annotated as protein KTI12 homolog. The coding region runs from base 210 to 1118 and encodes 302 amino acids. Lineage: Eukaryota; Viridiplantae; Streptophyta; Magnoliopsida; Rosales; Rosaceae. The record is from RefSeq and is a predicted model, not a curated record. The transcript is spliced from 2 exons.
UCGCCCGACGACAACUUUACUCUCGCUGUGUCUCCAACUUCAAACCGAAGGAUGAGUCUCUGAUCUUCAGCUGAAAUCGACUUCCUCUUCUCGUCAAAGAGCUAUCAGAGCAUCGUUCUUGAAUCCCGAGCAGUAGGGAUAUCAUUUUGGGUGGAGCAUCUCCGGCUCAUUGAAAUUGUGUAGUCAAAAGUAGCCAGGUUUUUCAGAAAAUGGCAUUGGUUGUAAUCAGUGGACAACCCUGCAGUGGGAAGUCAAUGGCUGCAUUCUGCCUAGCUGAGGCUCUCAAAGAAUCAGGAUGCAACCUAACAGUCAGGGUUAUUGAUGAAACUUCCUUUCAUCUUGACCACAACGAGAGCUAUGCCAACAUGCCUGCAGAGAAGAAUUUAAGAGGAGUGCUGAGAUCGGAAGUUGAUAGAUCGGUGUCGAAAGACAGUAUCAUAAUAGUAGAUUCUUUGAAUAGCAUCAAGGGUUACAGGUAUGAGCUGUGGUGUUUGGCUCGUGCUGCAGGAAUAAGAUACUGUGUUUUAUAUUGUGAUGCUGAUGAAACCCAUUGUAGAAAAUGGAAUGAAGAGCGCAGGGAGAAGGGAGAAGCUGCUUAUAGUGAUAAGAUAUUUGAAGAUUUGAUAAGAAGGUUUGAGACUCCAGAUAGAAGAAAUCGGUGGGAUUCCCCAUUGUUUGAGUUAUGGCCACAUAAAGAGGGAAUAGAAAAUACUUCUGCGGCCAUUGUAGAUGCUAUUUCGUAUUUGACAAAGAAGGCAGACUCAAAGUCACGGGAUGUUAAAACUUUGCAGCCAACUAUCGCAACACAGAAUACAAGGUUUUCUGAGGCAAAUUCUCUGUAUGAGUUGGACAGAGCAACCCAGAAGGUGAUCAAUGCUAUUGUGGAAGCACAAUCCCAGGCACUUGGAGGGCCUUUAAAUGGAGUUUCUGUUGGUCAGGGGUUACCACCUAUCAAUAUUUCCAGAGCAGUAGGGCUUCCAGAGCUUCGUAGGCUGCGGCGAACUUUCAUAAAAUUGACGGCGCAAACGAGUUUAAGUGGGCCGCCUCCGCCUUCUGAUGCAGACAAUGCAAAAAGGAUGUUUGUUGAUUACUUGAACAGGGAACUGGAAACUGCUUGAAGAGGAAAAGAAGGAUGAUUCUGUUGGUGGCUUCCUUCAGUUAUCUAUGUGUUAUAUCAGUCUCUAGGUUUGUGCCAGAGUCUUCAGCUAGCAAAUACGGAUGAAUGUUUUCUAGUUGAACUGACAGGAACUGGUGUUGGGUUUCCCAUAUACCUCAAUAUCUUUUGUUGAACACUAUUACAACUUCUACAAUGUAUUAUUUUGAAACUGCUUUUUUCCUACUCUCAAUAGAAUUCUCAAGUUGUGUUUUAAUUAA